Amoebophrya sp. A120 is the source of this 5679-nucleotide messenger RNA. The record is from the annotation of a GenBank genome assembly. Lineage: Eukaryota; Dinophyceae; Syndiniales; Amoebophryaceae.
GCUCGUACGCGUGAUCAGGAAAGGCAGGAGAUAGAGAUCUACCAUAGUGAUUAUGUUGAGAGAACAAAAUUCCCUUCUGCUGUGCAUCGGCUCUGGAUCCGUGGGAAUUGUGAGCGAAAAGAAAACUACGUGGUACGGUGGACAAGAAUUCAACAAGCGAAAUACCAGGCCCAGGGAAGAGCUUGAGCAUGCAAGGGAAAAAAUUGCGACACAAAAAGGACCCAAAAACCGAAAUACCGUGGGGCCUGUGCAGACCGCCAGCAAGCAACUUGUGAGUCUUUCGCUCAAAAGAGUGAAGAUUCAGGUCGGGGGGGAAAGUUUCUUGAGGCGAACAAAUGCGAAGAAGAAAAGGGCCAAAAACCGAAAUACCGUCGGGCCUGUGCAGGCCGGCGGAACAUAACUUCUGAAGGAUUCUGUCGGAAGCAUGCAGAUUCAGAGCGGGGGAAGAACUUGAGCAAGGUAUCAAAUUGCGACAAAAAAAUGACCCAAAAACCGAAAUACCGGCGGGCCUAUGCCAACCGCCAGCAAGCAAGUUGUAGGUCUUUUGCUCAAAAGAGUGAAGAUUCAGGUCGGGGGGGAAAGUUGCUUGAGGCGAACAAAUGCGAAGAAGAACAGGCCCAAAAACCGAAAUACCUUCGGGCCUGUGCUGCGACCGACGUGUUGUUCGUUUUGUCAAAUUCAAAUACUCGUCAACACAUAGAUACAUAGACUGAUAUUCCCCGGCAUUCACAUUGAGGUGAACUUAGCGCAAGAUGACCGCCGACCUUUCAGGAUGGCAAUUUUCGCCCGCCGGACCAUUCGCGAAGGAGCUGGCAUAAGGGUUGCGUGCAAUAUGGGAGAUCUUGGCGAGGAAGGGCCGCAAUUGAUCGCCAGCUUCGUCCGUGCGUGGGGCCCCUCUCCCGAUCAGGCAGGGACGAGCGGCCCGACGCGAAAACUCGGAAAGUAAUCCUCUGCAAGCUCCUAGACCAAGAGGACGCGCGCAAAACCUCCGCGACCACGGCCACAGGGGCGGCGCCUUCAACAGAACUCAUUGGACUACUUAUUUUUCUCGGCGCCACCUGCACCUGAUUCGUCUACUUUCGUCGAAGGCCCCGCCGCGGAACGCAAAUGCUCCUGCGCGCCGCCAGGCGCCGGCAUUGCGGGAGCGGGCAGGACUAGGAGUAUUGGUGGCCACUACUAGCAAACGCGCGCCCGACUUGCUAGGUGUUCGGAGGACUUUGCGCGACAGGCAUGAGAUACAGGCGGCGGGCAUCAGCCUGGCAAUAAUUCGCGCGCCGCAAACAAAGAGCGCGCCGCAGCGGGCCCCCUUGUCUGUGGAGCGCUGCCGGGCCCGCGUAGGUUUGGCGCUAUGCCGGGGCGUAUCCGGCGCCUGCCUGGUGGCCCUCGCGCCCCGGCUUCCGGCAAGACCGCCGGGGCCUUUGCUGGGCGACUGGUUGGCUUGUUGUUGCGCUUCCCGCCUCGUGUCGCGGGCGCCUGGCGAUUUGCCGGGCGUUGCGUUGCGCCUGCCGCCUGCGUUGCUUGCCCGUUUUGGGCGGCGCGCUCUGUGUUCUUUGCCGUCGGCCAGUAGUAGCGCCAUUGGCUAGGCCGGGGCCCGAAGCGCGAAGAUCGCACGGAGGCGCUUUUGCAGGGCCGCAGAAACUUUUUGGCGGUCGGGGGCCCCUUCGUCAUUGUGGCCACCCCGGGUGGCGCGCCUUCCUGCCAUGCUGCCCGGCGCGUGGGUGCGGCCCACGUUUGUACCUAGUCGCGUUGCUGAUUUCUGUCCAGCCGAGCGCGAGCGGAAUAUGAACAAAAAACAAAACCCGUUUCCUUUUCUUAACGUUGCAUAUGAUACGGAGAUGGACAAGCUCAGGGGCGCGUAGCGAGCGACUUUGUGUCGUAGUCACCCUCGUCGACUUCGAUGGACGGAGCUUGAGCUUAGAAGAGCGGCAGAGUGAGGCUGAGCGGAUUGAUGGUGAGCGCUGAUCAUUUAUUAUGUAAGUGCAGAUAGUUGUGGUUGUCAAAGAUUUUUGUGAGCCGAUGAAACAAAGUUACUUACAGGUCGCAAGCCGCUGCACGCUCAUCAGGAGUCCAGGCCGUGCCUGCUCCUGAUGAAUGCGCAGUGACUUGCGAAACUUUGGUUUUCUUCAUGCUUCAGGGCACGAUUUUCUUCAUGCUCUCCAAACUAUUCGUGUGAGCUUCGAUGUCGCAGAUACAAUUACAGCUACAAGAUGAGUUUCCUGGUGUUAGUUUGGCGCCGGCCACCUGCAAAGCCCGUCCCGCUUGGCCCGUGUUGUGUCAUCUCCGGCGGCAUUUAUUGCCGUUGCGAAGGCGCGCUGCGACGGCAAGAUUGCUGAGUGUUGUUGUGCGUGGCAGCAAUUAUUUGGCGCGGGGGGCUCCGGUUCCUGUGCCGUCGGCUCAUGGUCUGCAUUUCCCGUCUAGCAUGAUCCUGCGUUUUGAUGGAGCUGGAGCACGACGUUGAAGGACGAUGAUAAAAUUGGAACAGACGAGACAGAGACCACUCCGAACGAAGUAUCUUCGUUUCGGGUUUAUUCUUCUGGGACUGGAGCGAGUGCCAGUGCGUGUUUGUCUUCGACUUUGUCUUUGUCGUGUGUCCGGUACUAGGUUGCUAUGUAUUAGGAAGGAGGCACGCUACUCGUUUUACGCUCGGGUUAUUUAUUGAUCCGUCCCGAAGGCAAGUAAGUUUCCCGGCGUGUGGGCCGUGGGCAAAUUAAUCGAGGGAGGGGCGCGCAGCGAUGAGAAGUGAAAUCUCUACUUCGCCGCGUUCUGGAGAUCUAAGUCUCUAGCUCUACUUUGUCAAGGCACGCUUGUCGACUUCGAGGGAGCUCGAGCUCAGAAGAGCGGAAGAGCAACGCUGAGUGGGUUGGUGUGAUGAAUUGAAUUAAGUACUUUAUAUACGAUUUCCACUUCGAUGUCGACGCAGAAGAUACAAGUACAUUACAACUACGAGAUGAGCACGCAGAAGAGCGCCAUGGUGUUUCAUCACCCGAUUAGAGACUCUAGAAAACGUCGCAAGCAUGCAGUCGCUAUGUAUCGUUUACGUCAUGAAGUUUGGCAAGCAGUCUGAGAAAAGGAAAAAUGGGAAACCGUAGUACCAGAGCAGCUAAGUAGUAGAAAGAGAAACGAUGCCGUCUCCAAAGAAGCCGGCUUGCCCGACGUUGCCUGCAACAAGCAGUGCGCCCGCGACCGCCUGUGUAACGCACGAGCGAAAGAUUCGCAUUUUCAACUUAGCGGGGCACAGCGUGAUGAAGUGCAUCGACAGCACCAGGAUUUUUCGGGUCAAGCACCUCAAUGCGCUGGAGUUCAUCUCGUGCUUCUUUGAUGAAUCGCAGAAACUUCCGCCGCUUCACCGGGUAAAGUGGCUGGCUGUAAAGGAUGGAGCUGCUGCGACACCAAGUGCUAGUGAAGAAGAGGCUGUGGAGGUGGAAGAGGGCAUGGAAUUCGAAGGGUUUCACACGACCGGUGGCGAUCGUGCGUCGAAGGCAUCCAGCUCGUCGAAUCCGGAUGUUGGUUUCCUAGAUCCAGACGAUGACAUUCCACCUGGUGAGGGUUGCGCCCUCCGCUUUGUGAUUGUGCCGGAAAGCGGUGGGUUGACACCGGAAAAACUCCAGUGCCCCGCCGGUGUGAUCGCUGAAGAGUGGAUAGACCGCAAUCUUCUGGUGAAUUAUGGCGAAGAUCGUCAUGGUGAUCAUGGUACUUUAACUUUUUUGUUGAAGGGCACCAUAUCCCUUUUUUUUAAAGAUGAUAUUGUUUCACGAAGAUAACAAGAGUCUGAAUUUUAAUGCAGCCGCUCUCAAACUCAGACACGUACACGAAAACCUUGCAGGGACCCUCUACGACUUGACCCUGGAACAAGCGCGGAGCUUUCUCUACGACGGGCUGUAUGCGUUCUUACCGAAUGUAGUUGCUGGUGGAUGUGUACCGUGCGACGAAAAUAUGUUCUUUCGUUUGAGUCUGGAGAACACCACCAAAGAGCAGAACUGCGAGAGAACGAUGAGCAUGCGCAUGUACCGCACCAGGAACUGCAUGGGGUACAGCGAGCCCUUUGAGCGCUGGGAGAACUACUGGAACAUCGUUCGUGCCGUAUUCGAGCUGCCGCAGUCCGAGUGGAUAAAACACGAGGCUGAGACCGGCGGUAAGUGUUUCCGCUUCACACACCACAGAAAGCAAUUCGCUCGGGAGCUUUUGAAAGACCUCCUGUGCUUUAAUCCUGCUUUUGCCCCACAGCACCAUCAAGAAGGUGAGCGCGAGGGCAUCUACGAAGCGAUAAUCGCUGCUGCAGAAAUGAACGCGCAGGAAUACGCGGAGUGGCUGACCGAGACCCUUUUGAAGGACGAAUGGGGAAAUUUCGGGCUCGUGACUGGUUGGCGGACCCGGGGUCAGGAUGGCCGGCUGACUCUGUCCAGUGGCCGAGACCCAUUCCCAGAGGGUAUCUUUCGUUUAUUGAUGUUGAUGAGUUGUGUGCUGCUUGUGAUGGCGCUGCGUCGUGGUCUUCUCGCAGAUUCAGAAGCAUUUUGCGUCAAUAGUCGAUACAUUUUAUGGUUGACAAAUAUCCGGGCGUUUUGUCUUUGUUCUUCGUCAGCACCUGCAACAGUUUAUGAUUAUACGACACCAACAUAGGAAAAGGAAUAGGAAACUCAAUGCUGUGGUGCUGCGUGGACGUGCAAAAUAUGAUUUAUAUUUAUUGACAAUUUAGCAUUUUCGCGAUCACGUUCUUGGGUCAAUUAUUUUGCGACCAACUUCAACACAACAGCAAGAGCCAUCUUGAAGCUUGUGGUGCGCGAUGUCAUGCGGACGUGCGAUCAGCUGGAGCAGGACCAGAAGUUUGAGGAUGGCGACACUUUUGGAGCAGCUGCUGACGACAAGAACCUUAUUCGUGAUUUUUGCGAGACCAUCACAAACCCGUUCCGAGUUGAGAACCUGAGUGCCAUGGCGGAAAUCAGGGCUACUUUCGUUCCCGUGCUAGGGCGACAGAUUGGAAUUUCCGCGCGAUUUUUUCACCUCGGGUCCAGCGUCACGACCAAUGACCUCCUCCAGGAAAUUGCUUGCGUGAUAGGACGUGUGAAACAACGGCUGCAGAACGACCUGCGGAGUGUUGCGGACGACCUGCAGUUCUUUCAGGACGAGUUUACGAAGUUGGGAUUCCAGUGCAACCAUUUCCCGGAGACGAUUGCUCCCCUGCGCGAGCUGGUCCGCAGUAUUGGUACCGAUCACGAUGUCCAGGCUCUGGACAAGUUCGGCAACAUUCGAAAAGAGUUUGAAACAUACUGGAAGAACUGGAUCCGAGACAAGAAACCGAGAACGCCGUGGAACGUGAACUGGGACGAUGUAGCCGAAAUGUGGAAGGUGCACGAUUUACCGUUCGGGGACACAUCGGAUGAGGGUUACGAAAGUGAGGAGCUUCACCACUACGAGCGACGCAGGGGGCGGCCAUCUUACAGUAGUCUGAAGUCGUACCAUUCGGCUUUCUCCACGAGGAAGAAGCAAAAGGCUGCUUCCGCUGCGCAAAGACAAGCCUGGCGGACAGCCCACGGUUACGAUGGUUGGUACCCGCGGUCGUCAGAGUCCGAAGAUGGCGUCAACGAUGAAAAUCGGAAUGCAGCUAGCCGCGCCGUCGAGAAUGAGCAGGAGGACAGCCUUUCUUUCCGGACGCCGCAAUCGCACGCAAGCAGAAGGAGCUGA